AUGGACUCAACCGUUGUCUCCGCCAUGAAGGGCGAAAAACUGAAGGAACCAAGUCAAUGGAGGAAUUGGUUCGCACGAAUCAAGAUCUAUGCACGACAGAAGAGGGUAUGGGAACUGAUCGACCCUCACACCGCAGAAGAAGAUCUGGAAAAGCCAAUUCGCAAACCUCGAAGACCGCAAUACCCGGAGGGUGGCAACGAACUUGCGAAGAGAGAGUGGAGAGAUCGUAUGGAUAUCUACAAGCUGGACCUUGCCGAAUGGGAACAGCAAAACAAGAGCCUAGAUGCCAUCAAUGAAUGGAUCAUCUCAAAUCUGGAUCCAGUCCAUCACACCUCGAUGCUUAACUACGAAACCCCAUACGGACGGCUUGUAUAUCUUCAAACCCGAUUUGGCCGAUCAUCUGCGGCAGAAGAAGAUAUCCGUGCACAGUGGAAGCGAGUGUCAGCCUCACCACCAAAGAGGGGUUCUGAUAUCGAUCAGUGGAUCAAUGAAUGGGAUGCACUAAGAGAGCAAGGUGUAAGCCUAGACCUGCCAGAAAUGAAGAGUGCCAAUAAGGACUUCCUCCGCGCUGUUAAAGAUCUACUCCCUGUUUGGUGGCAGCUGAAAUUUGAGGCGAUCGUGCUGAACCAGGAAGAAUGGGAUACUCGCGAUUUGAUUGAAAACUUCAGAGGAAGUUAUCGUGAGCUGCACCCACAGAGCGCGAGCACUGUCAGCACUAUUUCCAAAGCAUCGUUUUCGACACUGCAAGGUUUCGAUGAAGCUAGACCAGAGCCACCGCAGGGAAAGCCGCAAGGCCAGCAAGCGCAGGAAUCGCCACGUGAACGAACUUUACCACCGAUCCCGAAGCGAUAUUGCCCCUGUGGUAACCGUCACCAUAAGCCGUGGAAGUGCUGGGCGGUCAACCGGGAUGCAUUCCCUGACAAAGAAGUUUUUGAGAAGACCGCGAGGCGAGGAUCACAACGAGAAGAAUGGAGUGAGGCCUGCCACGAAUACGGCCAAUAG
Messenger RNA from Penicillium bovifimosum, 1002 nucleotides. RefSeq lists its product as uncharacterized. NCBI's taxonomy places the organism in Eukaryota, Fungi, Ascomycota, Eurotiomycetes, Eurotiales, Aspergillaceae. The record is from RefSeq and is a predicted model, not a curated record. The transcript has 2 exons. Bases 1 to 1002 code for a protein of 333 amino acids.